AUGAAGGAAAGUAGCGAGUCCACAAAGCUCCGUGUUGUUUUUGACGGUUCUGCUUCCACAUCAUCCGGAUAUGCUCUCAACGAUAUUUUGAUGGUGGGUCCAAAUAUGCAGGAUUAUCUCCUCUCCAUAUUAAUUAGAAGCAGACAAUAUAAAUAUCUUUUAUGUGGCGACAUAGAGAAGAUGUAUCGCCAAGUUGAAGUAAACGAAAAUGAUCGGGCGCUGCAACUAAUAUUAUGGAGAGGAGAUGAGUCUGAACCCAUACAAACAUUGAGUCUUAAUACUGUCACUUACGGGACUGCAUGUGCCAGUUAUUUAAGCACUCGAUGUAUUUGGCAAAUCGGUGAGGAGCAGAAUGAUGAACUUAUCAAAACCAUUAUAAAAAAGGACUUUUAUAUCGACGAUCUCAUCACAGGUUGUGACGAUGAAGAGCAAUUACGCUACAUAAAACAUUCAGUAACAAAGGCAUUAAAUAAUUUGACAAUUAGUGAAUCAACUAGCACCCUCGGGCUUGGCUGGAAUCCUUCUAGUGAUAGUCUAAAUUUUCCACUAAAAAAUAUACCUAAAUGUAACAUGGUGACUAAAAGAAAUAUUUUAUCAAUUUCAUUCCAAAUAUUUGAUCCUCUUGGACUUUUAAGCCCUUGUAUCAUACAACCAAAAAUUAUUAUGCAAAAUUUAUGGAAAGAAAAGAUUCAAUGGGAUCAACCUGUACCACAAACUAUCAGAGAGAGCUGGCAAAAAUAUUGUGACAAUAUACAGUAUCUCAAAGAAUUUCAAGUACCAAGAUUAGUUCUAUGCAAUAAUCCAAUCGAAAUAGAACUACACUCAUUUAGUGAUGCUUCUCAGGCAGCAUACGGUGCAUGUAUUUACAUGCGAUCCAUAGACGCUAAUAAUAGGGUAUCUGUUAAAUUAUUAUGUUCCAAAUCUAAAGUAUCACCAAUAAAACCAAUAACUAUGCCACGCUUAGAGCUUUGUGCUGCUCUUUUAGCGGCUAGGCUUAGUGGAACGGUUAUAGAAUCCCUACGAUACAAACCAAAUAAUGUAAUCCACUUGUGUGACUCCAGUAUAGUAAUUUCUUGA
This is a messenger RNA of Achroia grisella, 1077 nucleotides long. RefSeq lists its product as uncharacterized. The coding region runs from base 1 to 1077 and encodes 358 amino acids. NCBI's taxonomy places the organism in Eukaryota, Metazoa, Arthropoda, Insecta, Lepidoptera, Pyralidae. The transcript is spliced from 2 exons. The record is from RefSeq and is a predicted model, not a curated record.